UCUACAGAAGUAGAAUGAUGUAAGGAGAAUUCAAUAGAAUCCUGUCAAAUCGAGCUAACUGGUCAGCACUGGGAAAUAAAGAGGGAUCCAAGGUGAAUUCACAUCAUCCAGCUAAGAGGCAACGACGGAAAGUUUUAAAAAAAUAAUGGAGAACAUAUCGCGCUUCUUUGAAGCUUGUGAAAGGGGUAAAAUAAACGAGGCCAAAGAUCUGCUCGGACAGCUUGAACUGUCAAGCUUAAUCGAAGAGAAGACUCAAGAUGGAAGAACAUGUUUACAUGUGGCAGUAAUUUCAGGAAACCGAGAUUUGUUGCAAGCGUUGGCAGAAAAACUAAGAGACUCAGGUUUAAUCAACAAAAUAAAAAAGACGGAUGAACAAGGAGACACGGCUUUGCAUUUAGCUGUAAGGGAAGAUGCCGUGGAUCUGGUCAAAAUUUUGGUAGAAUUGGAUGACAAUUUGUUUGAUUGUGCAAAUAAAGAAGGCCAAACUCCACUAAAAUUGGCUGUCAGUUUGGGAUUCAAAGAAGGCGUAGAGAUUUUGGUAAGUCACACAACAAACGCCCUGCACUACAUUGUGGAGCUUAACCAAGUCAAGCUUGUUGAAUAUUUAAUUAGGAAAAAGGUAUUGUCAGAACUUAUCAAUCAGCCUUUUCAGCCUGCCCCAAAUCCUCCCGGUAAAGAAAAUUGUGCUACAAAUGCAUCCAAUAAUGAAGGUAAUUGUGCUACUAAUUCCCACCAUGUCCAGCCAAUUGAUGGAGGAGAGCACCAUCCCGAGGGGAAAACUCCCUCAAAUACCGAGGAUGACCAGCCAAUUGUUCGACCAGGGGACACACCUUUGCACAUUGCAGCAAGGAACAAAUAUGGGCACAUGGUUGAUUUGUUGCUGAAAGUGGAUGACGUGAAGAAGUUUGCCCGGAACAGUGAGGGCAAGACACCAUGUGAGAUUGCAAGAGAAGUCACAGAGUACCACGAAUCUUUCAGGAUUAUAAGAAAGCUGGGAGAUUUUAGAAGCAAGACUAAGCGAUUCAUGUACUGUGCACCACAGGUGAGCCAUAAAAAGUACAUGAAAGCCAGGUCAAUGGUAAACAAGGCCUACGAAGAGAGACGCAAUGCAGAACUAGUGGUGGCAGCGUUGUUGGCUACCAUGACAUGUGCCGCUGCCUUCACCGUCCCAGGUGGUUUCAAUUCGGAGAGUCCUGUAAAAGAGGAUCAAGGGAGCCAAGGGAGUUCUAUUCCUAGCCUUAAUCAUGUACACGAUGAUCAAGGGAGCCCUCUUCUUAUAUCCCAUGUUUCGUUUAAGCUCUUCAUUAUUUUUGACUGCAUAGCUUUCUUUCUAUCCCUCUUCGUUUGUAUAAUGUGGGAAAUGAGCUCAGAGCUUACCACAGGGGACAAGAUGAUGUUCAUGACUGUCAACAGUUUAGUGGUUUGCUUUAGCUUUGGAUUCACCGCUUUUGGGUUUAUGUCUGGAGUGCAUGCCAUGCUGGCCCGUAAGGUUGAGACCUUCUCUUGGGUUGUUUUGGGAAGUCUCAUUGCCAUUACAAUGUGUGGUGUCCUUGCAUUUAUCCGUCAGUCGGUACACUUUGAAGUCAAGCGGGCAAGAUUACACCGCCUAUGCGGUGUAUCUUGUUUUGUGGAUGAUAUUGUUGAAAAGGUAUGGUCUCUAGCAGAACGUUGUGGACUUCUUAAACUUGUCCGUUGUGGUGAUGAUGUUUCCCGUGAUAUAAUCAGUGGGCAGGUUGUGUGCUGUAUGCCGACUCCUCAACAGGCUGUUGGCUCUCACAACUCCCGCUCAUCGCCCUCGUGCUGCUUCAACCAUGUUUAGCUAUCUAUCGCUCUACGACGUCCUUCACGCUUCAAUUUCUUCCCUCAGCGUUAAACACCACAUGUUAUGUAACAGCUUAAUUCUGAGUGUUUAAUACUUUUAAGUCUAGAAGUGUAUUCUUAGUGUGGCCACACACAUUAAGCAAUAUAUUAAGCCUAGAAAAUGUAAGUCAACUCUAAAUAUUUAACACUUUUAAAUCUAAAAAUGUAAACUUAAUAUGUGUGAUCUAAACCAUUCUGUACAGUCUUCCUCUCUCUCCCUCCAUCCUUCCUACUAUGCGAUAGUUGACUGUAAUAUAAUAAAUAUAAUAGUAAAGAAUUAUGUUUGGAAGAU
Messenger RNA from Cryptomeria japonica (Japanese cedar), 2152 nucleotides. RefSeq names its product ankyrin repeat-containing protein ITN1-like. NCBI's taxonomy places the organism in Eukaryota, Viridiplantae, Streptophyta, Pinopsida, Cupressales, Cupressaceae. Bases 146 to 1819 code for a protein of 557 amino acids. The transcript has 4 exons. Gene Ontology annotation, molecular function: protein phosphatase regulator activity; protein phosphatase 1 binding. The record is from RefSeq and is a predicted model, not a curated record. Gene Ontology annotation, cellular component: plasma membrane.